Messenger RNA from Neomonachus schauinslandi (Hawaiian monk seal), 1733 nucleotides. RefSeq names its product prolyl 3-hydroxylase family member 4 (inactive) (gene P3H4). The transcript has 8 exons. The coding region runs from base 7 to 1341 and encodes 444 amino acids. Lineage: Eukaryota; Metazoa; Chordata; Mammalia; Carnivora; Phocidae. Gene Ontology annotation, biological process: collagen fibril organization; peptidyl-lysine hydroxylation. Gene Ontology annotation, molecular function: protein binding; collagen binding. Gene Ontology annotation, cellular component: endoplasmic reticulum. The record is from RefSeq and is a predicted model, not a curated record.
GCGGCCAUGGGGCGGGCGGCGUGGGGGCUGCUGUGGCUGCUGCUGGGCAGCGCCGCGGCGCAGUACGAAAAGUACAGCUUCCGGGGCUUCCCGCCCGAGGACCUGAUGCCCCUGGCCGCGGCCUACGGGCACGCGCUCGAGCAGUACGAGGGGGAGAGCUGGCGCGAGAGCGCGCGCUACCUCGAGGCGGCGCUGCGGCUGCACCGGCUGCUGCGGGACAGCGAGGCCUUCUGCCACGCCAACUGCAGCGGCCCCGCGCCGCCCGCGGCCUCGCCCUCGGCGCCCGCGCUCGGUCCCGACGGCGGCCGCGGCGGCGACGAGUGGGCCCGCGAGCUGCAGCUCUUCGGCCACGUCCUGGAACGCGCCGCCUGCCUGCGGCGCUGCAAGCGGACGCUGCCCGCCUUCCAGGUGCCCUACCCGCCGCGGCAGCUGCUGCGCGACUUCCAGAGCCGCCUGCCCUACCAGUACCUGCACUACGCGCUGUUCAAGGCUAACCGGCUGGAGAAGGCGGCAGCCGCGGCCUACACCUUCCUCCAGAGGAACCCGAAGCACGAGCUAACCGCCAAGUAUCUCAGCUACUACCGGGGGCUGCUAGACGCCGCCGAUGAGCCGCUCACAGACUUGGAGGCGCAGCCCUACGAGGCCGUGUUCCUCAGGGCUGUGAAGCUCUACAACAGCGGGGACUUCCGCAGCAGCACGGAGGACAUGGAGCGCGCCCUGGCCGAGUACCUGGCCGUCUUUGCCCGGUGUCUGGCCGGCUGCGAGGGGGCCCACGAGCAGGUGGACUUCAAGGACUUCUACCCGGCCAUAGCAGAUCUCUUUGCAGAGUCCCUGCAGUGCAAGGUGGACUGUGAGGCCAACUUGACCCCCAACGUGGGUGGCUAUUUCGUGGAGAAGUUCGUGGCUACCAUGUAUCACUACCUGCAGUUUGCCUACUACAAGUUGAACGACGUGCGCCAGGCCGCCCACAGUGCCGCCAGCUACAUGCUCUUCGACCCCGGGGACAGCGUCAUGCAGCAGAACCUGGUGUACUACCGCUUCCACCGGGCUCGCUGGGGCCUGGAGGAGGAGGACUUCCAGCCCCGGGAGGAGGCCACGCUCUACCACAACCAGACCACUGAGCUUCGGGAGCUGCUGGAGUUUGCACAUAUGUACCUGCAGUCAGAUGAUGAGAUGGAGCUUGAAGAGACAGUGCCUCCCGUGGAGCCCAAGGACCCGCCCUCCGACACCGAGUUCGAGGGGGAGGGGGACUACGAGGAGGGCAUCUAUGCUGACUGGUGGCAGGAGCCGGAUGCCAAGGGUGACGAGGCAGAGGCCGAGCUGGAGCCUGAACUAGCAUGAGAGGGCCACCCUUGCACCCCUCAAGAGCUGGGGAAGCCUGAGCCCAGUGGUACCGCCCUCACCAGCCUGUGCAGCAGCAAGAACUAUUUAUUAAAAAUGUACAACGGACAUAGCUGACCAGGCCCCAUCCCAUCCCACCUGUGAGCGCUGCUCCCCAGGUCUCAGGGUCUCUGGGCCACAGGAUGGUGGUGCUCCAGCUGCUGACGGCCCCCUCCUCCCCGGUGCUCUCCUCAGCUGGGCAGUCUCCUGGAGGAGAAGGUUCCUGCUCCUCCAAGCUGGGUCACAGCCUGGAUUUCAGAGACAGCAGAGGGGCCGCUGAUGUUAUGAAGAGCACUCGAGAGUCCAGUGGUUCCUGGCUCACUGGCAGUGGGUGCUCAAUAAAUGUUUCUUGU